This is a messenger RNA of Symbiodinium sp. CCMP2592, 5079 nucleotides long. Lineage: Eukaryota; Dinophyceae; Suessiales; Symbiodiniaceae. The record is from the annotation of a GenBank genome assembly.
AUGGUGGCCGAACACCUGACCUCCAUGCGGGCGGAGGUAGCCAACUACCAGAGCCGGGUGGAACAGCUUUAUGAGGAGGAGCGUCGAGCAGGAGAGGAGGCUGGUGCCGCUGAAGGCCAGCGCAGCGCUACCGAAUCGGAGCUUCGUCGCGUGAGGGAGGCAAUGCUUCAAUCCUUCCAGGAAACAUCGGAACUGCAGCAGAAGUUUCUGCUCGCUGAUCAGGACUUCGCUGCUGUCAAGGAGGCUGCAGCCAAGGAUGCCCAUGCUGCUGUCCAGACUCUAGAGGAUGAGCUGCUCUCCGUCCGAGAGGAAGAGGCACUUUGUUGGAAGAAGAGCGAAGAUGCAAAGGCUCGCUUGAUCACCGCGCGCUCGGAGGAGGCGGCUGCUCUCACGGAGCUGCAGCUGAAGGACGAGCAUCUGAACAACCUGCGGCGGAUUUACGAGCGAGAACGGGAAGGCUCCUUCUUGCGCGAAGAGCAGUUCAUGCAGAGCCAGAGGAAAUCCUUGCAGGACCAGUCGGAGAAGCUUGAAAAAAGUGGUGGGCUCAUCUCCAUCGAGAUGCAUGAGCGUAUCCUCCACGACCAGACCGAGUUCUACGACAAGGCUUUGCAGGCCCUGGACGACCUGGAGCGGAGCUGCAUGGACCGGACGCAGGAUUGCAUCACGGCGUCCUUCUGCAGUGAGCCCGAGUCGCAGGUGGGCUUGAUCCGUGGGGAAAUCGCUGCGGAGGCGUGUGCCACGGCCACUAUGGAACAGGAUGCCGAGCUCCUGGAGGAGCAGAUCCGAGUCCUUUCGCAGAAGCUGGAGGCAUCGGCAUCACAAAUUGCACAGCUCAAGGAGUCACUGCUGGUGGAGAGGAGCUCCCGUGAUGCCUUUCGCAGCUCUUUGGGGACGGGCUGUGGUGCCCCCGAAGUCGUACCUGAGGACUCCGCCGACUUGUUCACCCUGCGAGCGGCGCUGAGCUCGCGGCAUCAGGAGAUUGCAGAGUUCGAAGCCAAGAUGAUCGAAGCACAGGAUGAGGAGCUUCGGUUGCGGAAGAAGUUGCCAUUGCUGGAAGCACAGGCGGCAGAGUCUGCGUCGCAGGCGGAGGCAUGGAGCGCAGGGAACGAUGCCUUAAAACCAAAGCAGAAGCAAACUCCAGCUUUCGGUCGGCCGCUUGAUGCUAUGAAGGCCUUGAUGCUGGAGAUGAGGCGUUUCAGUGAGAAGCCCUGUGUCCUUCAGCUCGGCAUCGACGACACUUCGAAGUUCUACACCGACCCAGCGGGCUUCGGCCUGGCUUUGCGCGAGGCGGGCGCCUCGGAGGCCGACGUGGGCCUCUUCGCCCUGAUCCUCCUGGAGCGCGGCCUCAUCUUCCUGGCCCUGGAGCAGCCCGGCCGCGCGCUGCGCGACCUCCGCGCCAGCCUUGACCUGGGCAUCUCCGAGGGGGAGCAGAAGGAGCUGGGGCCGGCAUUGAGAAGUGCGAGAAGAGCACUGGAGGCACUGGAGAUGAAAGAUCGCGAAGCGGAGCAGCUGAGGAAGGUCCCGGUGACGAUUUUGACGGGUUUCCUGGGUUCCGGCAAAACCACGCUCUUGAACUUUGUCUUAAAGGCGAGACAUGGAUACAAGUAUGCGAUUAUCGAGAAUGAAGUUGGUCAGAUCGGAAUCGAUAACCAGCUGCUGAAGAGUGCAAAUGCUACCGCAGCCCACACGACGGAGCAGGUGGUGCUCCUAGAUAACGGAUGCCUCUGCUGCACGGUUCGGAGUGACCUUGUCGAAGCCGUGAAGCAGAUCCUGCUCAAAGCUGAUGCCGAAGCCGCCAAUGCCCAAGCAGCGGACGGCACCACCGAUGAGCCAGCCCAGAAGGUUUUGGACGGCAUCCUGAUCGAGACAACUGGGCUCGCAGACCCUGGUCCAGUCUGUAAGACCUUUUACGUGGAGCCGGAUCUUCGAGAACGCACUCGUGUUGACUGCGUUUUGACGCUGGUGGAUGCUUGCCACUUCUUGCAGCAGCUGAGCAGGACUCGUUCGGAGGAUGCUGUCAACGAGUCCAUGCAGCAAGUUGCCUUUGCAGACAAGAUCCUUUUGAACAAGGUGGAUGCGGCGAGUGCAGCCUCCCUUCAAGAAGUGGAGGCAACCAUUCGCAGCAUCAAUGCAUUGUGCCCCAUCGUCCGCUGUAGCCUGGCAAAAAACCCGACCGCGCUCCCUUUGGAGGAAUUGUUCACAGCCCAGGGCUUCAGCCUCGACCGCAUCCUGCAAAGAAUGCAGGAGAAGCCCGACGAAGGCUCGUGGCAGCUGAGCACUCCGGUGGAAGCUUCCGAGGGCCGCCGCAAGCGGGCCAAGACUGGGGGUUUCUUGCGUGCGUCCCGGCACGACGCCGGCGUGGGGUCCUGCAGCAUCGCUCUUACGGGUGCGCCCCUCGUCAUCCAGCGCUUCACUGAGGUCAUGAGUGCUCUGAAGAAUGAGCAUGCCUUGGACUUGUACCGCUAUAAAGGGGUGGUGUGUGUCAAGGAAGCCUCAGGUGAGCUGAAGCAGGCCGUCCUACAAGGUGUGCACGACAUGUGUGAGUUUGAGCCGCGAGGGGACUGGCCUGACGGUAAAGAGCCCCUCUCUCAGCUGGUCUUCAUUGGCCGAAACCUGGAGAAAGACAAGUGGAUGAGGCUCUUUACCUUCUGUCAAGCAGGGGUGCUGGAUGACCCAGAGGCGGCUGUCGGACGCCUCGGAACGCUUCGCCGCCAGGUAGCUGAGGCAUCGGCGCAGACGGCAUGGAGGUGGCAACAGCUGCCGCAGCUGCAGCGUGCGCUCCGGGAGCUUGUUGGCACCCAGCGGGACGUCUUGGCCGGCCUCAGGUCCCAGGCCCUGGAUGGCUUGAACUUCGAUGCGCUCUGCAUGGACCUACCCCAGUUUCCGGUGGGAGACGGUGCAGCUCGCAGCCCGGAGGUGUCGCAAGUCCAUGCACUGGGUCGUGAGCUCAAGGCAGAGCUCCAGUCUUCUCGAGGCGCUUUGAGGUCUGCGAUGACUUCCCUUCGCGCAUUGGAGCCGAGCUUCGAAGCAGAAGCCGGCAGAGCUGGUGAGGUUGUGGACAUCCUUUGUGCCUCUUUGCCUCCAGACCUUCCUGACUCUGUCCAGGGUUUGUUGGACAAAGCUCACCUGCAAGCGGUUGCUAGGGAAGAGGUGCCUUCUCAGAUCCUGGAUGCCUUUGUGGCAGAGAUACGGGCCUCCCUGCAAGCUGGCAGGGACGUGAAGGAACGGGAAGCUGUGCAGGCGGCAGCGGCAGGUUUCCGCGCAGCGCAGACAAAGCCGAAACCCAGCCGACCGGAGCUCUCGGCGCUGCAAGGGCGCUCGGCGACUGCGGCUGCACAGGUGGCAGAUCUGUCUGCUAGACUCUACACUCUGGGCCGCGACAUGUGCGAUGCAGAGACCGACUCCAGCGAGCAGGUUUUGCAGGCGGAGUCCGCUCUUUGUGAGCUUUGCCGGCAGACCGAGGAUGCCGGGGCGGAGCAGAGGAACGCCACCGAGUCGGCUGCACAGCUCCGAAAGGCACUCCAAGCCCAGAGCUCCGCUACCACAGCUGCCAUCAAUCGCGCUGCCGAGGAGGCCAAGGAGUCCCUGCAACGAGCUGUUGCCGAAGCUUCUGCCGAGACCGAAGCACUCAGUGAGAUGCUUCCUUCCGAAAUCGCCCGUGUGGAGGAGGCAUGCGCUCAGCAAGUUCGUGCCAAGGAGGCCGAUCUCCAGGCGGCGGCUUCGCGCUGUCGAAGCCCCUGGAAACGAAAGUUGGAGGAGUUGGCCGGCCAGCAGCACCACCUCGAGACUCGGCAGUCGCAAAAUUCCGAGCGCUGGGCGAAGGAGUCGGAGGAUGCCCAGACGGAGCUGGAGGAGGUUUGGAAGAGCCUGGCCACAGCGCGGAAGGAGAUCCAAGCCAUCCGGGAGGUGCGCGGCAGCUGCGAGAAGGCGACAGAGAAACACCGGGAUCGCUUGUGGGAUGUCGAGCAGACGGCCACGGAUGUGAAGGAACGCCGGACGGUGGAGCUGAGACGUGCGGAGAUGGAGUUACAACAGCAGCUGCGCGGCUACGCUGAGCGCACUCAGGAGCUGGAGAUUCAGAUCCGCCACGAGGAGGAAGACCAGCAGCAGACCUGGCGGGAAGGGGCCAUGGCUCUUGCCGCUGAGCUCACGCCAGAGCUGGACGAGGCGGACAGGCUUAGUUUGGCCUGGUGCCCACUGGCACUUCUGCGUGCCCUCUGCUCCUUCGGGCAAGCUCAGUGGGUCACGGUCCUGACCCUGUGCAUGAAGAUUCAUGGCGGUGCCGUAGGCAAUUGGGACGAGGAUCUUCUGAAGAAUCUUUGCUUCAAGGCGAGCGAGGAUGAUUCGCGAUUUCCGGAAGGAGAGGGUGCGGCUUUCGCCGGCGAUGGGGAGUUCGACUUUCCUGGAAACAUCUGGGAGGCCGAGAUCGUCGACAUCUGGUCUGGAGCCGACAUGAAGCAACUGUCGGUAUUCGUGAUGCCACGCCGUGAGGAGCUCCGCGAGGUCAGAACCCGGCAGAACAGAGUGCUGACCGGCGAGGCGAAAGAAGUGGAGAAGGCUCUGGAGGCCGUGAAGGCUGGGCUGCAGCAAGAAGAGUAUCCGCUCAGAGCUGAGGACCAUGAGGGCAACGUCGAGACCAUCUACCACGACAAGGCAGAGGCUCGAUUGGAGGCUUUGCGUCCUCCUCCUCGCAAGGAGAACUGCGUCAUCUACACCGCAAAUCACACCUUUUUGACCUAUGAAGAGGUAGUGGGGAGAUACGAAAGCGCAAAUCCGCUGCAGCCACACGAGUUCCCGAUCAAGGUCUUCUACUUAAAGAACCACAAAGAAGUGAAGCAGCUCUUUCCAGACAAAGGCAAAGUGCACCAAGAAGAAACACGUCUCAUGGCCUUCGACUGCAUCCAGGGGGCGUCGCUCGGGCUGAGCGUCUCAGAGCAGGAGGCCGCAAAGCAAGCCGUGCAUACGCUCUUCGACAUUGAGGCCUCGAGAGACGAGAUGGAGGUGAUCCACAGGGACUUUCUGAAGAUGCCGGUGAUGGCAGCGGACGGCAGCCCAUCUUCGGCUGAGGGGUCGCCUUAG